Brassica napus (rape) is the source of this 3299-nucleotide messenger RNA. Its product is annotated as FAS1 domain-containing protein SELMODRAFT_448915-like. The record is from RefSeq and is a predicted model, not a curated record. Lineage: Eukaryota; Viridiplantae; Streptophyta; Magnoliopsida; Brassicales; Brassicaceae. Bases 2434 to 3099 code for a protein of 221 amino acids. The transcript has 3 exons.
UAAUUCUUUUAUUAUCUCAUUGUUUCAAUUAAUUAUGUUGUAUUUUACAUUGGCCAACCUUAUGAUUGUGGUGAAAUUUAUUAAUUUAUGAUGUUUAUUCAUUUAUUAAAUAUUAAUUUACAGAUUUUUUAUUGUACCUCACUAUGACAUGAAAUAGCUAUUGAUAUAACUAAUGCCACUCUGAUUUUUAACGUUAUGAAUAUAUAAAUAUACAAAAUAAUUUUAUUUCAAUAUUUUUUUAUUGAUAGAAUUUUAUUCUGCCAAAAAAAGGAAUUUUAUUUUAUUCUUUCUUAUUUUUAAAUGAUAGACUAACUAACUAAAAUUUACAAUAUUCUAAAAUUUAACUUUAUUAAAUAUUUGUAGAGGCCCAAAUUUGCUAAGAACCUUUUUAGAAAGAAAAAAAAACACUAUUGAACUUUCAAAAUCUUAAUAUUUUUUUUUAGAUUUAUAUUUAAGAUGUUACUAUAGCAAAUCUCUCCAAAUUAAUGAUUAUGUUGAAUGGAAAGUGUAAAGGACAAAAGGAAAGUGCAAGUAACAAAAAAGGUUAAAUGCAAAGAGACUAUAAAUUGGAGAUAUAUGACACCAUAGAAGUCAUCUUCUCCACAUUCAUCACAAAAUAAGAAUUUUCAUUUUUGUUAUUUCAUCUUACAUCCCAUAGCUUAUUUUAAAAGAAUUUCAGUCCCUUCAAUUAACGUUUCAUAAAAACGUGCAUCCACAAGGAUGAAGUUGUUGAUUUUCAUCUCGUUGUUGCUUGUAUUUUCAUUGUGUUCUUCAGGGCUUGUGAAGGACGAUGAAGUUACUCAAGUCAGUCAACAUUCAUCAGACAAGGCUACAUUUAGUGUUGAGUGAAUGAUCGACUAUCCAGGCCCAUUUAAUCCAACUCCCAUAAUUGUUCGACCUCCUCACCCGCCAGUUACUGAUGAUCCGCCACCGCCACCACUACCGCGUCCAACAAAAAAUGAUAUCUUACAGUAAAGGAGAAAUAUAUGUAAUAUUAGAUCAGUCUAUCAUUAAUAGCAAUUACAUCAUAGUUAUCCAUGACUAUACUGUCUAAAUAUCAAUUUAUUAAGAGAUUUAUCAUAUUAAACAAAUAAUAUAUUCCUCAAAGAUAGAAAUGACGAUCAUGGACUUGCACCGCGGGCCUGGUCCGUAAAAGACUAUCGCGAAACAAUAUUAGGAUGAGGUUUUCUAGGUUCGUAAAUUUGUAGGUAUCGCGGGACGGAUCUUUGCGGAACUGGGCAUUUUGCGGGAUGGACCGAACGGGUCAUGCGGGAUGGACCGAACGGGUCAUGCGGGAUUACAUGGAUUCGUAUUUUUUUUUUCAUUUCUUAUUUUACCUGGAAAAAACGAGAGAGAUAGUAAGAAGAAAUCGAUUCUUGUGACAUUUCCCCAGAAAACAUUAAGAGUUCCGGCAAUGAUGAUUAGAGCUCCGGUGAUGAUGAUCCAAGAUCCGGCGAUGACGACUCCAGCUCCGGCGAUGACGAUUCAAGCUCUGGUGGUAUUUUGAUUUGGUUUUCUCUUUUUAUUACACACAACUAUGAAUUGCUUUAUUACAAUGUGAGAUUUCUUGUUUAAGUUGAUUGGUUUUGUUUUCAGUACGGUGAAAUGGUAUUUUUCUUAAAUUAAAUUUGGUUACAAUGAUGUUGUUUAGGAGAAAAGUUAGUUGUAUUUCAUGUCAGUUGUAUAAUUUGACAAAGUGAUUCACGAUUUUUGUUUGAAAUCCAAAAGAAUUACAAAGAGAGAUGGUUCGAUGAAGACAUACAAUACUUGAGCCAAAUUAUUACAAAGACAACAACUCAAUCAGAUUCAAACUUAAUAAAAUCUUAUGCUGAUAACAAAAAGACUUUUAACUCAAGAACGCAAGCACAAACAUAGCUUUAUGGCAUUGAUUUUGAUAAAACUUUAGUGAAGCUUAAUGAGCUCUCUUCAGCUCUUUUACACAACUCUUCCACUUGAACAUUUACGAAGGAAGCUUUAGUAGACGGUUUGAUAAGGAGCCAUCCCGUGGGACGGUCCGCGAAGGCCUAUAUGUUCUGCGGUACGGAUUUGGACCAGCAUUCUGAGGACCGCAGUCCGCACGGAAUAGGCCCGCUGUGACCCGUUCGAUGACUAACCCACCGCGGUACGGGUCAGAACGGGAUGGAUAAACUUGUUUUAUAUCUCUACUCAAAGAUAGAAAUUCAACAAGCAAGUUUUUUCUGAUGUAUAAACAAAAUCGUAAACCAUCUGUUAUUGAUCUGAACCGUAGCUAAAUAAAUAGCAUUGAAACACAAAAUCCUGUAUUUGAAUACUAAAUUACCGGUUUGACCAGUCACCUACAUAACCGAACCGGUACGACUCAUCCUUCCUCCCAAGUUAUAUGAUUUUAGCCGUCAUGUAAACUUAACAGCUUCUAACGAACUUCAGAAGAUUCCAAGAUUGAUUCGCUCUCCGAUGGCCACGUCAGGUCAUCUCCUUCUCCUCUUCCUCAUCACCACCAUCUCGUUCCUCACUUCCGCCGCUUAUCCUCCGUCGCAGACGCCGCAAGAUCACCUACACGCCGACAGAAUCAUCGAGGCGAUGAUCGGAGCAGGCGACUUCCGCGACUGGGCCUCCGAUUUCCUCUUCGCCGCCGAAGACCAAGUCGGCAUCCCUCUCUCCGCCACCAUUUUCAUCCCCACCGACUUCGACACCGCCAAUCUCUCCUCAUCCUCCACCAACGGUCGUCGUCUCUCAGUCGCUUAUCACAUCGUUCCUCAGCGUCUCUCCUUCACCGAUCUCCGUUUCUUGCAGCCUCUCUCUCCCCUCCCGACUCUCCUCCCCGGAAACUCGAUCGUGGUCACGAACAACUCCGUUUCGGGUUUCGCCGUCGACGGCGUUCUCGUCACCGAACCGGAUCUUUUCCUCUCUUCUCAGAUUGCUAUCCACGGUGUCGCUUCGUCUCUUGAUUGCUCCCUUUACGGCAGUUUUGAAUACCGUUUGGUCGACGAGAUUUUCCGCCGUCAUCGCUGUCGUCAUCCUGAAAUCUACAGCAAUCGAACAACUGCUUCUUCUGUGUCCAUCGCACGCUUCUCAGCUACCUGCUCGUUCUUGCUUCCAUUGGCUCUACUGUUCUUCUGAAUCUACUACGUGCAUUCAAUGCUUCAAGGCAGGAAAGUACAUCUUUUUUUGAAUUCUUUUUUUCAAGAUUCUGUGAAACUCUGUACAUGGAACUUGGGAGCUUUCUUGUUGAGUUGUAAUCUUUGCUAUUAUCGCAUUCACAUUUGAUAGUAGUCUUGUUUACAUUCUUCUUUCAAAAAAUAAAAUAAAUAUACUUCAAU